Molecule: messenger RNA, 5956 nt
Organism: Galleria mellonella (greater wax moth)
Lineage: Eukaryota; Metazoa; Arthropoda; Insecta; Lepidoptera; Pyralidae
Product: tetraspanin-1-like
Exons: 4
Coding region: 189-1076 (295 amino acids)
Cellular component (GO): membrane
Source: RefSeq, a predicted model, not a curated record
AAAUCUGUAGUCCAUCUGUCUAUAUUUAUUUUUGUAACACGCAUAGAUUUUAAAUUGAUUUAUUUACAAACAAUAUCCAGGACGCUGGUUGAAUGACCAUAAGAAUACGGAAAUUAAGAACAUCUAUAGCCUGCUAUAUAAUUUUCUGAUAAAAUUUAACAACUCACCUAUUAUUUUGUGUUACCAUAAUGGGGAUGUCGCGGUGUUACUCGUUGAUGAAGUGUUUACUGAUUCUGUUCAAUAUUAUAUUUUUGGCCGUGGGCGGCGGCGCGUGCGGCGCGGCGUGCUGGGCGCUGUGGGACGGGCGCGCGGGCGAGGCGGCCGAGGGCCGCGCGGGGCUGUGCGCGCUGGCGGCGUGGGGCGCGGCGCUGGCGCUGGGCGCGGCCGCGGCGCUGGCGGGCGCGGCGCGCGGCUCGGCCAGCCUGCUGGCGGCCGCCUUCGCGCUGCUGGCGCUCAGCGCCGUGGCCGAGGCGGCCGCCGCCUGGUGGGGCGCCGCGCACCUGCCGCAGCUGCGCCGCGCGCUGCUGCGCCGCCUCGACCACACGCUGCGCCACGACUACGGCCGCCUGCACUCGCGCACGCAGAUCCUCGACGCCAUACAGCACGGGUUGGAGUGUUGCGGCACCGAAAGUAUCCGAGACUGGCAGAACUCGGCGUGGUCGCGGGCUAUGGUGGAGGCGGAGGCGGCGCAGCACGGCGCGGGCGGCGUGGACGGCGCGAGUGGCGCCCCGCUGUCGGCGGCGCGAACUGACGACACGCUGGACCUGUCGGUGAGCGCGCCCAGUACUUACUACUGGGUGCCGGCUUCCUGCUGCGUAGCCAGCGCCUCCGAGGCGUGCGCGGGCCCGGUGCGCGUGGCGGCGGCUGCCGGCGCGGCGGGCGCGGCUGGUGCUGGUGGCGGCGGCGCGGCGCUGGCGGGCGCGGCGUGCGGCGCGCGCGCGCUGGCGGCGCUGGCGGCGGCGGCGCGCGCGCCGCUGGCGGCGGGCGGCGCGCUGCUGGCGGCGCACGCGCUGGCGCUGCUGCUGGCGCUCGCGCUGUGCCUGCGCGCCGACCCCGCGCGCCGCUACAAGGCCUAGGCCGCCCGCUGCCCCCGCACGCUGUCCAUGCCUCGAUCCAGCUGUACGAGUUUCUCCUCCCACUUUGGCCGAGGCGAGUCUUUCUGAAAAAAAAAAUACUCGUUUGCCAUUAUUCAGUACGUCUCUCUCCACCGACCCUCCCCUGCCCGGCCGUACACGUUCAGUAUUACGUAGAGUGCAUUUAGUAGCCCACAAAUAUUUGUGUUUAGUAACUGUGAGUCGAGUGUCAAGUUUGACGGGCGAGCGAGGGCCGGGCGCCACCGGCGACCUCGUCGCCGACCUAGCGUUAAGGCCGUAACCAAAUGUGUGUUAGAUGUAAGUUUAUACUUCUAUUAUUUUAAUUCUUUUUUUUUAUUUUUGUACAAUUUCAACAAACGAGCGGUCAGUAUUUUUAUAUCCAAAUAUCUGCACCCCAAUUUUCCAAAAUGUAUACAUUAUUUUUAAUUCUCAUAAAUAUAUUUGUAUCUUAUAAAAUUUUACCAUAAGCAUAAAUAAAUAAAAAGUACGCUACUUAAAUAGCACAUUACAAAUUAGGUAUGAAUAUAUAUCAAAUUAUUUAUUUUUCUCAAACAUGCUUGGAAAUUAGAGCAUUAUUUUGACAAUCUUCUUGUUGGCAAAAGUUGUAUGAAAAUACAUAUCUGUCGUGUUUUAAAGCCAGAUAAAUUACUAAGUAAACUCAUAUCUGUCCUGUAAUUUAAAAAUGGAAUGACCUUUUACUUCGAAACAUGGCUACCAAGGAGGUAACUAAUACAAAGUUUUAUUUAAAUUUCGAACUGGCUUGCAAAUAGAAAGCUGUUUAUUGAAAAAAAAACUAAUUAACAUUAUGGCGCGUGAAAAAUUAUUAUUGUUCGUUAUUUCUUCAUUUAACUUAAAAAAUAAAAUUGUGUUUUUGAUUUCCGCGCAUUGUUUGAGAAAAGUACUAUACAAGCCUUGGUCACAACUAGGCAUUGAUAGACUCACGUAUGUGUGCCUCGGCUACGCCUCGGCCUACAUUUGCACGUUCGUCCAUCAAUACCUCAGUUGUUGGCCGCUGCAGUAAUAUACUAUUAUCAGAAAUAAACUACACAAAAAUCGUUUACAUGGACACAUUUGUCCCACUUGUGUUUCUGCCACCAAACAACUGGAAGUUACUACUGUUAGCACCUCCGGUUCUCUAGAAUAACAACGCACGAGGUGUGCAGUGAGUGCCACAGUGCAAUCUGUAAUAUCUAUGGCGCUGUUCAUGAUUAUAGACGAUAGUUCCUACGAUCCAGUAGAUGGAUCGCUAGUUAGUCAUUCACUAUCUCAUAAAAAUAUAAUUAUGAUUUUGUCACAUUUCGUAGGAAAAAUACUUACAUGUUUACCUUUUUUUUAUACAAGUUUAAAUGGCAAACAAGCUGACGGCCCACCUGAUGGAUAGUAGUAACCGUCGCCUUUAGAUAUGAACAGUAUUAUGGACAUAACAGAAUAUACUAUGUCGCCCAUGCCACAUUGCCAUCCUUGAUGACUAAGGUGGUAUGCCUCUGCACCCUGUAAUUUCAUUGCCUCAUUAUUUAAACCAAAAUACGGCCAUGCAAACAGAACUACUUUUACAUCAGAAACACGAAUGGGACAGAAGUACCCAAACAGAUGUCAUUUGUACAGUCUCCCUGUGGUAAACUAUAAUAUUAUUUAUUCUUAUGGUAUUAUAUUAUAAAAUGGUGGAGCAGUUGAUACGUGCAUGUUAAAACUGAAGCAUAUCUCUGUGUACCUAGUUAGCGUAUGUUAUGUAUCGUAUGUCGUCGAGUUGUUUGUUUGUCGAUGCGUGGCCGCCCGGGGAGCCGGGCGCCGCUGAUCUGCUGUAUAUAAGACUGUGUACUCUAACGGUACUCGAAUAGUAUAAUACUCCGACGUAACACACGGCGAUCAAAGUAAGGUACGGCGGCGGCCGUGACGCCCACCUGUCCAGUCGAUGCUUCGUUACGAGCACAGUGCGACCAUUUGUGUCGAAUAGUCACGUUUUUAUUAUAUUUUAUAUCUUGUAACUAACUCUUCAUCAUCAUUAACUGUCCACUGCUGCGUAGGCCUCCACUUAUUAGGGGGUUUAGCCAGUAGUUGCCAUACCUGGCAGGCGGGUUGACAACCGCAGUUAGGCUUUGGUGAUGUUGAAGAGGGACGCCGCUGUCCAUCCCUCGACCGUUCAGUUGUAAAUUAACUGUUAAAAGUACAAAAUUAUUACGUAAGCUUUCGAUUUUUUACUAUAGCUAAGACGUCGCUAUGGUCAUGUUCAUACUUUGAUCGCCGUGUACGUACGUUUGGUUGGUCGCGUGUACCUACCUCGUGCCGUGUGUGCGUCGUGUCCCCGCCCCCCCACUCGCAGGGCUCCUGCUGUGUCUAAUGGAUUUAUACUCAAAUACUUUUAAUGAAGCAAGCCGCUGAACAAAUUAUAUCAUAUUAUACUAUUUUGUGAGGCAGCUCGCAGCACUUAUCGUUACAUAGUACAAACACUACAAUUGUUUUAUAUUGUACACGCUCUCUAGUCGUAAUGUAAUUAUUGUGAAGUGUGUAUGUGUGCGUGUGUAGGGGGGAGGGGUGGGGGAACACCUGCGCGCACGCCGCCGCCUCUCACUGCCAUGUUUGAGCAUUUAUUGACUUAAGACUGAUUUACUUUCCACUUUUUUUUCCUAUUUAAAUAUAAUUCCCGAAUAUUUUACGUUGUAACAGAGUACAAAUAAUUUAGUGAGUAACGUGUUAUUUUCAUAAUAAUAUUAUUUGAUUGUUAUUUCUAACGAGCUGUCCGUAUAGUUUAGUCGUGGACUGAUUCUCCUAGGUGUAGUACUAACCGAUCGCCGGCCGCUCGGAACUGAGCAGUAGCCACGUGGCGGCACGUGACACCACCCUUACAUACUGUGUAGACUCCAUGUAGUGAAGUUUAAGGGAUGUAGGAGGGUUUUAUUACUUCAGUUUUUCAUUAUGUCACAUAGAUUUGUUUACCCGCCAGUUGUCGUGUAAUUUGACGGUUUAUGACGGUAGUAGAAUACAUGUCUAUGUGUUGGGCAAUAAAAUGACAAUUGUUUUUCUGAGAUACAUGGGUAAUAAGGUAAAUCAGCCAAAGUAAUGUUGACAUAUGAAAGAUUUUGUGAUGUAAAGUUUACACUGUGUGCUCUGCAAUGGAUGUUUUUCUCGCGAUAUACCGUACUUACACAUAGAGUAAUCACGGCCAGCUUAAAUAAGAUAUUUGAAGAUGUAAAAUGUAGUAUGAUCUGAGUUUUCUAAAAGUUUUAGCCACUCGCAUGGCGUGUCGUACAAUAGAUAUGUACUUACAGAGUGCAUAACAAAGUACAAAAUCGAGUGUACCAAUUGCCUGGUUGUGUACUGCACGCUGAUAGUAUCAGUAUCUAUAAUAAAAAAGGUAAACUAAAAAAACAAACGAUAUUUUACGAGUGUCGUGACGGAUCAGUUUGCUUAUUAACACCUGGAUGGUGUAUGGCCAUAUUAAAACAGUUGUGUUAAACAUUAUCAUCUGCCUGACAAAGUUAUUGGUCACCUUGACACAGUUUGAUGCAAAAAUAAGUUUAUUUAUUUUAUUUUUUACGCAACAAAAAAAAAUAUGGGUAAUACUUUUCGGUUUAUACUUAUGUGUCUGUUACGUCCACUCUUCAUUUGUAACGUAUGAUUUAAAUAUGAUGGAUUAUAAUAAACAGAAUUGUUAUGGGUUUGUAAACGGUCAAGCGAUUCGAGUUAAACACACGUCUUUUGUCUUUUUAUGAUAAAGAUGUAUCGCGUCCGUCUUUGGACUACUAGCGCCAAUAUCGUUAUAGUCAUAGAAUACUGACCAAUCUUUAGAUAGAUAGAUAAUUUAUUUGCAUUACUUACAGCACACAAAUUACAACAUAUAUAUACAAAAAAAAAGCGAGAUAACAUAAAUGAUAAAAAAAAACACAUAGCUAAAUACAAUUUUCGUUUGUGCGUGUGCCAUAGCAAUACAAAAUGGCCACAACUCAGUUUAUUGCUUCGCCCUUAAAAGAGCAAAGCACUGAUAUUCUGUUGCGGCCAAAGGGAAUAGGGUGACAAUAAAACAAUACUACCAGAUUAUCUAUACAGUAAAAGAUAGAUAUACAGUAAACAGACAUAUUUGACAGUUUAUCUAGCAGACAAAUGGAACAUAGAGGUAACUUGCUGGAAUGUCUAACUUUUGCCUCUCAAUUAAGAAUUUUUGGAAAUUAAUUUUGAAAUUGGACUUAUUGGACUUUAUAUGUAAUAUUCGGCAGAUCCGUCAGUAUUCUACGAGUAUGACGAUAUGUAAGUAGUUGUUUAAGAUCAACUAGAUCGUGUAUAGAGCCCAUUAGAUUAGUUUUGAUCAUGGCAGUUCUCUAUACUACAUGUCGAGAAUACAAAAUAAAUAUGAGCCGAUGAAAACUUUCUAUUUAAUUCCAUUUGAUUACAAAUAGUGUCGUCACGGGUUCGCCACGAAUGGUUACUCCGUCUGCGGCCGGCGGUAGUGUAUUGAUGUGCUUUUUAUAUCUAAUUAUAUUACUUUUAAGUUUUUUUUUUUUAUAAUAAGCGGACUGCGACGCAAGCUCUUUAUAUAUUAAGUAUGGUAACUCAGGAGUUUGGACUUUCUUUUCAACGGGUCGUUCCAACUCUGAAUAAUUGCACUGACCCCGAGCUCUCUAAUAGAUGUAGUUAUUGUAAAUGUGUGACAUGAUGUUUUAGCGCAUUACAAUUUUGUAGGCCCUUCAUGUCAGAUGUCGUGACGUAACGUGACGUGGCGUGACGUGCCGUGCCGUGCCGUCUAGAGUCUUGGUAAGAGCGUGCGUCGCGGUGCGCGGUCGUCGCGGUGCCAUAGUAUAGACUUAGUCGGUCACAUAUUAUUUAUGUCGUUUUUUGAACACUAAUAAAUGUACUUAUUAUAAAAUGAA